This is a messenger RNA of Leptosomus discolor (cuckoo roller), 804 nucleotides long. NCBI's taxonomy places the organism in Eukaryota, Metazoa, Chordata, Aves, Leptosomiformes, Leptosomidae. The record is from RefSeq and is a predicted model, not a curated record.
CACAUGGAAUCACAUUUAGAAUUCAAGUCAGCGUGAAAGAACUGCUGGAUACAGAUGUACUUUUGAAGCUGUUGUUUCAUUUACCAGUCAAUUAUCCAUCAACUCUACCAGAUAUUUCCGUUAACUCAGACCAGCUUACAAGGGCCCAGUGUAUGGACGUGAAAGAUAAAUUACUUGAACAAGCAAAGAAGCAUCUUUCUGAACCCAUGAUACAUGAUCUGAUUCUUUGGAUCCAGCAACAUCUUAAAUAUUUCAUUAAGCAAUCAGCAACAGUUUGCAAUGAAAAAACUGCUUUGUCAAAAGGAACAAGCGCAGAGGAUGGUAUCUGGAUGCUCCUUUUGCAUUUAGAUCACAUGAGAGCAAAGGCAAAAUACGUCAAAACUGUGGAAAAAUGGGCUUCAGAUCUAAGGCUGACUGGAAGACUGAUGUUCAUGGGCAAGAUAAUAUUGAUUCUUCUUCAGGGUGACAGGAGCAACAUUAAGGAGUAUUUGAUUCUUCAGAAAACUUCUAAGGUAGAUGUGGACUCAAGCGGAAAGAAAUGCAAAGAGAAAAUGAUUAGUGUGCUGUGUGAGACAAAAGUACAGUCACAGCAUAAAAGGUUUCAGACGUUUGAAGUCAAAGAAUAUUCAACAAUGGACGAGCUACAAAAGGAAUUUGAAACUGCAGGACUUACAAGUCUUUUCUCUGAGUGUGUGCCUCCUCUUCUAAAAUAAAAUUGAAAGAAAACGCUGGACUCUUCGACCAAAGCAGUAGUUGGCUGCAGAUCCUGAUGGAAGAUAAAAGGACUGAUUUGGCAAAGGGCGU